AAACUUAUUUUAAGGCGAAGAAGGCUUUUAAAAGUAGGCAACAACACAUUCAUUUUUCGUUUGUACUAUUUUUGAGAUUUUCUUAUCAUUUUAAUAAUUUAUGUAUCUUUCAAUACAAAGAUCGAUAAGGAGUUUUACGAUUAGUAGGUUCAUAAAACAAAAUGCCAGUAAUUGAAAAAAGUUGAUAUUGUACUAAAGAUGUUUCUAUUUUAUACACCCUCGCUUAAAGUUUUUUGUGGUUUGGAUAUUUUGAAGAGAAGAAGAAUUCAAUUAUUCAUCUUAUUAGCUUGUUUGCUUGCUUUGGCAGAAUCCGGAUGUCCAGAUUUUUGCAAAUGUACAUCGAUUGCGAUUAGUUGCAUGAACAGAGAUAUUGACAGAAUUCCAAAUUUUGAUUCAAUAAAUGUAGAUCCAAUAACAAUUGACCUUUCUGGUAAUAGAAUAAAUAUCAUCGAUAAAGUUGAUCUACAUUUUAGUAAAAGUUAUAUGGUAAAAGAAGUAUACCUAAAUGAUACCAAUCUCAUUGAUAUUGAGAGCGAAGCUUUCAAUAAGAUGGAAAAUCUUCAAGAAUUGUAUUUGGGAAAUAAUUUGUUAACUUCUGUGCCAUCAGACUUUAUAAAGGACUUAUAUAAUAUGGUUUUACUGGAUUUAUCGGGCAACUACUUCGAAGGUGACAUGCCGGUUAUACAAUCCGAAAGUUUGGAAGUCUUGACAAUGUUAAAUUGCCAAAUAACAAGUAUUACUGUUGAAUCACUGAAGCAUCUUUCUAAUUUAAAACUAUUAUCAUUGGAACAAAACAAUAUCCAACACAUAGAUACAAACGCGUUCGAAUCAAUUUCAACUAAAUGGUUAAUGCUAAAAUUACCUUUUAAUACUUGGAAAUGUAAUUGCCAAACAAUAAAGGCCUUAUUUUUUUUAUCAGGACAUAAAUACAUUGAUCCAUCUGAUCAAUACGAGUGUCAAAUAAAUAAAACAGCCAUUAAAAUUUUUAAAUCGAACGAAUUUAUAGAAGAAUUUUGUGACAUAAGCUAUUCAAAUGGACAAAAUCAAAAUGUUCUUGGAAAUGAUGAUUUGUUACCAAUGGAUGAUAAUAACGCUAAACCUUACGAUCUCCAAAAAAUAGAAAACACUUUACAGGAGGAAUUCGAGAAUGAAAAUAAGCAGGGAGCGGAAUAUAAUCAAAAUUUGCCAACAAGUAGUGAACAUAAUAAAAUUGAUUAUUUAAGUAUUUCAUUUUUUGUAGUUGUAUUCAUAGCAAUAGCAUUUAUACUAAAACGCUUGAUAUUAGUUGAGUAUAAAAAUAUGAAUGAGUCUGAUAGUACAACUCAAUUACUAUAAAAAUGGUCUAUAUUGUCAAAUAAAGUUGAUGUAGGUAGGUAUUAUGUUAAUCUACUUAAAUCUUAAUCAGAUAGGUAUAUUUUCACUUUCUGAAAUGCUGAGAAUGUUUUAGUUUCAUAGAUAAAUGUUUCAUUAGAAAAUUAGCAAUACCGAAUAUUGAGGAUGCUAACUUGGUUAACGAAACAUAUUUUUCUUUGAAAAGUAAUAAGAAUUUGCCUUUUUAUUGUGAAUAUAAAGCCGAAAAUGAUUCAAUAUCCAAUAAUAUUAAGUACCUAAUUCUUCUGGUAUUAUAAAACAAUUUAAGGAACAGUAAUUCUACAAAUUUAUAUUUUGAUGUUCUCUAGGUACAAUUUAUAGGUACAAUGCAGUGCAUUUCUGAAAAGAAAAACUUUUACCAAUCGUGUUCAUUGUAAUAAUGUAAAUUAUCCGCGAUUGAGCAGUGAAAGCUAGAUGGGAG
Psylliodes chrysocephalus is the source of this 1792-nucleotide messenger RNA. NCBI's taxonomy places the organism in Eukaryota, Metazoa, Arthropoda, Insecta, Coleoptera, Chrysomelidae. The record is from the annotation of a GenBank genome assembly.